CCACGGGCGUUACGCUUAUUCACUCUCGAGUCAGACGCUCGGAGCACGAGUUUCAGCAGCUCCACAUCCACUCUGCUACAGAAACUGUCUCGCGUGGUCGCAGCGCGUUUAUCCGCGGUUACUUUUCCGUGACACCCGGACAGCGACGUGAAUUUUCUUCUGUGUGUGAACGGCGGUCGUGUCUUCCUCUUACCUGCCCGGUGUGUUUGAAAAGAUCACCUGAGUUGCACGAGGACGGCAUUUUCAUGAAAGUGUGCCCAGAUAAAGACAGUGAAUGCAGCUACACUCCAUUUAGAAGGAAGGCGUAUCACUGGGAGAAGCUCUGUCUGAAGAGGACUGGCUCAACAAUAGGCGUUCACGCCUCAGCUAAAAUUUCCACCAAAACCAGCGUGAAACGCACCAUGUCUCUCAGCACUUUCCAGCUCGUGCAGACCCUUAAGAACUCACCGGCUGCAUUCCGUCGCCGAUUUCGCCGUGACCGCACGGAGUCUCUGUCCCAUGGCGACCCUCUCUUCAAAGUCCACUACCUGGGCACGGAGAAAAUAUUCUCCCUGGACAGAGAACAGGCCCAGGACGCUAUUAGCCACAUGCUGGACGGUAUUGCUAAUGGGAAGAAGCUGAGCAAAGACCACGCCCUGGUGGUGCGUCCGCGAUACGUCGAGGUCAAAGAGCUGAGCACGGGGCGGCAGCUCACAAAGACUUACCUUCAGGACAUUGCGUACUGCGCCGCGGAUCCCAACCGGCCCAACGUCUUCCUGUACAUCUGCAAGCAUCACGGGAAGCAGCUGCAGUGUCGGGUGUUCUGGUGCAGCCGGGCGGAGCGGGCGCGGGACAUGAAGGCGUGUUUGGCUCAUUCCUUCCAGCGGGCGCUGAAUGACUGGCAGCAGGAUGACUCGGCCACGCUGCCACCUGGCGAGGCAAAGGGGAAACGUGUGGAGGAGUCGUCCAACUCUCCUAUCAACACCAAGAGCUCAACCCUGCCCGCAAGUCUGGGAAAAGUCAGCUGGAAGAAGAGAGGCUCCAUGUCUCACAGCCCCGUGAGGACCAUCACCAGACGAGGAUCUACGUCUGACAGCUGGAACUGAACGUCCGUCUUUAACUCGGCAAACAUGAGACCACAUUAAUCUAAUAACAACCUCAAAGGUGACAGCACUGACGGAAGGGGAAAGCCAUUUCAAGACUGAAAGAGGGACAAAGGGGAAUCAAAUGGGUGGUGGGAAAGUCCGUAUUGGGACGUGUACCCUUACUGUAUGAAACCAGUGAGGAGAUGUUGCUAUAAUCAGCGAGUGUGAGGACUUGAAGGUUUGUGACGCAGCAAAGUGGACUUGCAUGCGAGUGUGGCGUCCAGUGUAGCACAAGAUGCUGUUGACGGCUUCCUUUUGUUUACAUGUCAACAGUAAUCUGAGGACUUGAGUGGCUGCGAGGCAUUUGAGGACCAGACUGAUUUAAGUCGUUUAUGUAUGGUUGGCUUGUUUGUCUUUUUAAGAAGUCCAUACUUGAUGCUGAAGCCACUGAAGGUGUUUGUUCUGUUGGAAAGAGAACGUUGAACCAUUCAUGGUGCUGGCUGUCGGCCAAAUGAACCACAGGCCAAACUGGAAAAAGACGACAAGGAGGGUCCUGAUGUUUCUGAAGUUAUUUUUUUAAUUUAAUUUAUGUUUGUGGCAGAUUAUGACUUUUAAACUUUCUUAUAUAUUUCUUCUUAUUUGGGUGGACCUGAUUACAUUGUGUUGAGGCCAAGCUACAGAUAAGAAAUGCUGGCAUGUCCUUUGCAAAUCUGAUGCACACAAGUAGUUACUUUCUAAGCACUUUCCAUAUUUCUAGCUGUAGAAUUUAACACCUGAACACAUCAGUUCUAUUCCAACUCAUGAAAAUCACAGGUGCUUUGCAUUUUCAGAGGCCAUUUUUGUGUAUGUGAUGUACGACAGGCUCAGCUCCUGUAAUUAUAAACAAUAGACCUUUACUAAACUUGCUGACAUAACAAAUUCCUCCCCACCUGCAUUUCUGCAACAUCCUGCAAAAGCAGAUCAUGGCUGUCCUGCAGAGAUACAUUAUUUACAUUCAUGAGGGGGACAAAACACUCUGCUUUGAGUUGCGAGUUUGUAUCCGAAACACUGGAAACACUGUGUUCCCAUGUGGAGCCUCCGUGAGGAAUGCGUCACCGUGCACCUGCAUUCCAAUCGAGGGAAAUCUGACCUGGGGAAUCUUCUUAAAGGAGCCCCAAAUUCCUCUCCAUGUCCAUCCAUGACUUUGCAUUUGGGGCAGCCUCAUUAGCCGAUGCUACAAUGUGCUUUCAGCUCUUGACUUGUUCCCAUUACCAAAGCCAUAAAAGGUGCUCUCACUAGCUUUAAGUCCAUUUAAAGUGACGUGUGGAGUUACUGAUCUGUGCUGUACUGCAUAACGUGUGUGCAUGAUGGCGAUUUAUGUCUCCAGUUUACAAAUGAGAGACCUGAGAACGGGUGGCCAAGGCUACCGUCCUCCUAUUUUAUGUUUUCUAAACCAAAACUAAGCUGCAAGUGUUGCCAUUUUUUAACUGAUGUGCCUCUUGGGUUUUCUUCGGUUCAUUUUACUACUUUGCAUUCUUGCUGCAUCUUUUUUUUUUUUUUUGGCACAACUUCCUCUCAGAAGCAAACGUUUUAAGUGCCUGAUUAAGAUGUAUUUUAUCAGUGUACUGUUUCGUCAUUGUACAUAUUGAAUUAAGUAUGUAUUUUAUGAAUAUUAAAACUUUUUAUACAAGGUU
Molecule: messenger RNA, 2737 nt
Organism: Solea senegalensis (Senegalese sole)
Lineage: Eukaryota; Metazoa; Chordata; Actinopteri; Pleuronectiformes; Soleidae
Exons: 3
Coding region: 246-1085 (279 amino acids)
Source: RefSeq, a predicted model, not a curated record